AUGGCAAAACGUAGAAAAAGUUCUAGUUCUAUUACUUAUAAACCUGAAACUUUCACCAAAGAAUAUAAUUCAGUCUUUCAAAAGUCUAUCAACGAACGUAACUAUAACUUUAGCCUUAAAAAAUCUAAUAAUAAUAGUAAUAUACAAAUAGAAGUGGAUGAAAAAAUCUUGGCAUCAAUUUUAGCUCGCGUUACUGCUUUGGAAAUGAAAACAAGUUCUGAACAGAAGUCAGAUGAUGCGAGGGAUUGUGAGUCUAAUACUAUUGAUAAAGAUCAUGAUAAUUUAUCUAUUGCUCUGCCGAUUCCGAAACCAUCUGGAAAAUCAAGCAAAUUUGCAAAUUUACAUCUGAAAUUAAAUUUAGAGAAGAACGUUACCUUUUACAGACUUAAUGAAUGCCAUACUCCUGUUAAAAUUCAAUAUAAAAACCUAGAUAAAAAUAUUAGAGCUGGAAUUAUCCACAAAUUCAAGAAAGCUAAUCCUUACUUUUCUGAUUGUAUUAGUGAUUGGGCCUUAGUAUAUCUCAUGCGUCACAAAAUAAACAUUAAUCAAAAUGCUUAUCGUUGGGAUAAGAAAUGUUAUAUUGAAAAUAAAGUCCAGUCAAUGGUGAAAAGCGCAGAAGGACGAAUUAAUCAACCGUUGAA
Molecule: messenger RNA, 641 nt
Organism: Funneliformis caledonium
Lineage: Eukaryota; Fungi; Glomeromycota; Glomeromycetes; Glomerales; Glomeraceae
Source: the annotation of a GenBank genome assembly